UAAAAACAGUGUCCUUCAACGACCAUUCAACUAUAAGAAAGUCAUGGGAAGAUUCCUUUCCGCUGCGACAAUUUGAAAUAUCGAAGGGAAAGUUUAAAAUUGAAGACUAUGAUGUGCUUCCUCAUUUCAGUUUAUAUGCUGAACUGGUGAAUUUCGAUUUUAAAAAAAUUAAUCCUUCAUGUGGAAAUAUCACCGAAAAAAUCCCUAUGUUCAUGAAAAAACUACGCCGCAUUAUCAAAGCAAAAAAAUACUCGAUGGAGGAAUACACCGAUCUGGCCAGUGAGAUACAGACAACUUUUUUUGAGGAAAACAUCGAAAUGACGGACCGAACUAUUUAUGUUGCCUUUAGUGUGCUCCCGUAUAUGCUUCGUCAGAUGUUUGUGCAGAAAGGGUUGAAAAAAUCGCGACCUUCGGUACUGAUGUGUAAAGAGUCUUUUAUCACUACAAUAAACACAGAGGCUAAAUUAGCUGAAACGGUGGAAAAGCGGCGUAAAACAGCUACCGAAAACAAAACACGUGUGCAGCCGUACAUUGUAGUGGUACAGGCGGAAAAGGCUUUGCAAUCUUUUUUUGUUGUUUUUGAUUUCCUUAUAUUCAAAGCCAACUGCAUGCUAGCUGCAGUGGAUCUACAUUUUAAACUGCAUGCAGUGUUUAAUUUAGAAUAUUCAGAAUUGAGCACAAACGUAAUGAUAUUUAUUCAGAAAUAUUUCUACAAUUUAAGCUACAAAAACCAACGCGUGGUUUCGUCUGUUGCAGCGCUUAUUUCGGAUCUUGAUCGCGCUUAAUGUUGUUUUGUUGAAAAUAUGUAUCAUCUGUUUUUGUUAAUUUCUUCAAGAGUUUGUUCUACGGACUUAUUUACAGUGAGGGGUGAAAACAACAUCUCACCGUUUAAUACCGA
This is a messenger RNA of Aedes albopictus (Asian tiger mosquito), 898 nucleotides long. RefSeq lists its product as uncharacterized. The transcript is spliced from 4 exons. NCBI's taxonomy places the organism in Eukaryota, Metazoa, Arthropoda, Insecta, Diptera, Culicidae. The record is from RefSeq and is a predicted model, not a curated record. Bases 207 to 785 code for a protein of 192 amino acids.